Messenger RNA from Plasmodium knowlesi strain H, 987 nucleotides. RefSeq names its product conserved Plasmodium protein, unknown function. Bases 1 to 987 code for a protein of 328 amino acids. The transcript has 11 exons. The record is from RefSeq and is a predicted model, not a curated record. Lineage: Eukaryota; Apicomplexa; Aconoidasida; Haemosporida; Plasmodiidae.
AUGGUCCCCCCGAAUGAAGCGCAAAUGAAGAACAAAGAUAAUUUACACAGAAAAUGCAAAGACCGAGCUGAGGCCAACUUGGAAGAGUUUAAAAAACAAGCUUACAGUAUGAUUGAAUAUAAAGACAAAAUUAUAAAAAUGUUAUGUGCAAUUCUCGAGGUACAAGGAAUAACAACUUUAGAUUUAAAGAAGUUCAUAUCUGGCCCAAAUUAUCCCAAGGAGAAACCCCGUUGCGAAAGUGGCGAGCAUGAGAUAAAAUCUCAUAAAAGGAGGACAUCUUCAAGAAAGAGAAGAUUAAUAAAAAUUCCUCAUCUUCGAAGCGCAAAGAAGAAGAAAGAACUGAACUUAUUUUCUUCGCCGAAUAAUGUCAAUGAAGAAGGAGAAUACGAAGAUAAAUGUUCAGAUUCUUCCUUAAGUUCCGAUAGGGAAUCCCUAAACGAGACACAGUCCGACAACCCUACGGUGGAAAAUAUGACAAUGAGAGAUUUAUCAGGAAUUAAAACUGAUAUACACGAGGAUAUCAUACCAAGUUAUAGUGAAAAGGAAUAUAGUGCGAAAAACAGUACAGGGGCACAGGAAUCAUUCCGAAAAAAUAAUGCCAAUUUAGAGUCAACGUGUAAAUCUAAUUUCCAAAAGGAUGCUCAAGGAUCCAGGUCCAAAAUGGCGGCAAAAAUGAACGACACAAUUGGAGGCGAAUGCCCACUGUGCCUAAUGCCCAAAACGGAAUCACUCCACGGGAACUUGCCGCCUACCAUUUACAAGCUGAGUUGUGAGCACGUUUUUCAUUUGAUGUGUAUCUACGAAACAGUGAUACGAAGGGAAUGCAGAAAGACGUGCUGCAUUUGUCACAGCGAAAUCGGCGAAGAGGAUAAAAACGAAAUCAUCACUAAGGCGAAGCGCGAAAAAAAAGAAAAUGAAAAAAAAAAUAAACUUAUGUUAAAGGUUAUGAAAUUGCAAGCUGGUAACCAGGAGCAGGCUGAGAAGUGA